Molecule: messenger RNA, 2299 nt
Organism: Electrophorus electricus (electric eel)
Lineage: Eukaryota; Metazoa; Chordata; Actinopteri; Gymnotiformes; Gymnotidae
Gene: tppp3
Product: tubulin polymerization-promoting protein family member 3
Biological process (GO): microtubule bundle formation; positive regulation of protein polymerization; microtubule polymerization
Cellular component (GO): microtubule
Molecular function (GO): tubulin binding
Source: RefSeq, a predicted model, not a curated record
AGCUCGUUGAGAAGAGGUUAAACGGGAUAGAGAAAGUGUGUGUGUGAGUUUGUGAGAUAGAGAGAGAGAGCGAGAGAGAGAGCAGGUGGUGCAGGAGACAGGAGCUCUAUAUAGAGAGGGUUUUUUUGCGAACGUGUGUGAGUUCGUGUGUGUGGCUAUGUGUGUGGAGUAGCCGUGCAGAAAGGAGCAGGGUGAUACAGGUAAACGGGAGCGUGACACAGCUGAAGGACAGUGCUGAUAACCAGGAGACUGAGCGAGCGUGUAGAGGCGGGUGAUCAUUGGGUGCUUGGCUGACUGGAGCACGUGACACGACACACUUCUUGGAGACGCGCUGAAUUCUGUCGCAGCGGAGCCGCGAUGGCCGAAAGCACAGACGUGGACCAGCUGCUCCAAGCCUUCGAGAGGUUUGCUGUCCAUGGCGCCACCAAAGCUGCCGGGAAGGAGAUGAACGGGAAGAACUGGGCCAAACUCUGCAGAGACUGCAAAGUCAUCGAUGGCAAAAACGUUACCUGCACUGACGUGGACAUCGUCUUCACUAAAGUCAAAGCAAAGUCUUCCCGGGUCAUUACUUACGAGGAGUUUGAGAAAGCUCUGGAAGAACUGGCGUCAAAAAGGUUCAAAGGUCAAAGCAAGGAAGAAGCACUGCAGUCCAUGCACAAGCUGAUCGAGGGCAAAGGGCCCACCAACGUUGGCAUCACGAAAGUGGCUAAAGGUGGCGCACUGGACAGGCUGACAGACACUACCAAAUACACGGGCUCGCACAAGGAGCGCUUCGACGAGACUGGAAAGGGCAAAGGAAAGAGUGGUCGCGAGGAGCUCGUGGAGAACACGGGCUACGUAGCCGCCUACAAGAACGCGGGGACGUACGCCGAGAAGACCAAGGCCAAGUGAGGCCGCGAGGAGUGCACUCAGAGACGGACCAGAGCAGAGCUCCAGCUUUGGCCCUUGAGUCGCCGUGGGAACCUGCGAAUAAACAGGAAGUUAUGUAAAUGGUUGGCAGUCCUGAUUAAGGAUGCAGUUGAAAUUCAUGUCCCAGUUUUCCGGGUGAUUUUAGCUUCUGCAAUCAAAAGUCCACAUCCUACAAAGUUAAUACCUCAGACUAAAUUAAUGACGGUAUUAACAGCCACACAUAAAACUCAUUUCAGCUGGGAAUUUGAGUCAGCGUUUCCUACAUUAAGAUCCCACACCUUCAGUUUUAAUUAUGUUGGUGUCAGCAAACCCUCUUACAAACCCCCGACUGUUACAUGACUCACGUAUUGAUUAGGGCUCUGAUCUGGGUUGCCAUGUGCUGAACAGACCCUUCUACAAACCCGCACCUGUUACAUGACUCACGCACUGAUUACGACUCUGAUCGUGGUUGCCAUGUGCUGAACAGACCCUCUUACAAACCCCGCCUGUUACGUGACUCACGUAUUGAUUACGACUCUGAUCGUGGUUGCCAUGUGCUGAACAAACCGAUGAGUCCAUUAGCACUUUGGUCAUGUUUGUACUGCCUUAUAUCGUCAAUAAGGAUACAUUAACAAAUUAAUUAGAAUGGAAAAAAUAGCAAAAAAAAAAAGUUUUAGUAUAGGGUUUUGUGUUUAUUGCAUUUAAUUUCAGAUACAUUGUAUGAAUCUGUUAAAUAUGAAGGCUUUUUCUUUUUUUUCUUUUUUACAAUGCUGAGUAUAAGCCAAAGAGAUGUUCUGUGGUUUGUGACUGGACUUGGACAUCAUGCAAAUAAUUUCUGCUAAUAUUCAAACAGUUCUCAGAAAUAUGCCAGAUUCUCUAAGUAAAUCUACAAGACUACGAUGUUUUGCCUGGCUCUUAAAGUUUGCUUUGUUGUAAAAAAAGGAACACACACAAAAAAGCAUUGGUGAGAAUGGCCUUAAUGUAAAACUAUAUUACCCCUAAUCAAAAUACUGUGUAUUUACGAAGAGCGCAAAAUAUGCUCGUACGCAGUGGCCUUGUUUACGCUGCAGUGCUAAAACACCUGUAAACAGAAAACCCUGCAGAAGAAGCUCCUUCGUUACUUCCACAGGUGCACAUCCUAAUCAGCAAGCUUUCAUUAGCCUACAACGGUUGUCUUCUUCUUUUGAUUAACAUAAAUAAGUGUACCUUCUUCUUUUGAUUAUCAUAAAUAAGCAUACCUUCUUCAUGUUAUCUUGAAUAAUCCAAUUUCAGAUUAUUCAAAGCAUGUUGGUUGGUUGGUUGUUUGUUUUUGCAUAUUAUUUUGUUGCUAUAUUUAAUGUAAUUCUAUUGCCAAACUGAAAGUUGGUGCAUUUAAACUAUAAGAACUUGCAUAAAGUAUUUGUAAAUUGUC